Molecule: messenger RNA, 1977 nt
Organism: Aureobasidium melanogenum CBS 110374
Lineage: Eukaryota; Fungi; Ascomycota; Dothideomycetes; Dothideales; Saccotheciaceae
Exons: 5
Coding region: 1-1977 (658 amino acids)
Biological process (GO): regulation of DNA-templated transcription; DNA-templated transcription
Molecular function (GO): DNA-binding transcription factor activity, RNA polymerase II-specific; DNA binding; zinc ion binding
Source: RefSeq, a predicted model, not a curated record
AUGAAUAAUUUCACGGAUGCAGAGUCGUCGUCCGAACCACCCUCGAAGAGGAAGCGUGUGGUAACUGCAUGCCUAGAAUGUUAUAGGUCAUGUGACCGAAGAAAACCAUGCCAAAAUUGUGUAAAUCGUAAUGUCGCUGCUAAAUGCAUAUAUGAGCAACCACUGCCACAAACCGUUAUUUUGCAAGCGAAAUCUCGCUCACCUGCUCCGGCCGAGGACGAGUCUCCUCCUUGGGAACCAACUCCGGAUGGCACUGCACUUUUCUCUUUUUACGACGUUCUUGCUUUCACAGAUCUGAAAAAGUUACUUGAAAAUGAUGAAGUGUUCCGGGAGAGUCCUAGUCAGAGCAAGCCCAGCUCUAAGUUUUGGGUUCUGGCUGCUCAGCUGCCGGACCCUCAUGUUAUGACCAAAGCGUUCAACUACUACUUUGACGAGGUUCAUUGGCGCUACAAUAUUGGUCAGAGAUACUAUAUGAACAAGCAACUCGAAGACUGGAAAACUGUGGUACAGACACCUGCUCCGCAACAGAUUGGCAUCGACAAGAAUCUUCCAUACUUUGUGGCAUUCUCCUUCCAAUUGCUUGCCGUUAUCCUCCAGUAUAUGCGACCUGACAGAGAGAUCGCUCGUUUACUUGGUGCGACAACCCCAAAAUCAGCUGCUCACAUGUCUUGGAGGUACAACGAUGCAGCUUCUGAGCUUAUGCUGAUGCUUGGUCGACACAAUGGCACAAUCACUGUCGUCGAUUAUGAUUUACUGAGAGCGUGUUGGCUGAAGAACAAUGGUCGUGGUAUCGAAAGUUGGUACGCUACCAGUGAUGGAGUCAGACAAGCGCAACAGUUGAAUCUUCAUCGUGAACCAAGUCCUGCUCUGGGUAACCCGAACUCCUCGAAGAGCCUCGAGCAAUUUUGGCUCCAAGAGUAUGGCAGAAGAGUCUGGAUCAACUUGUUCUGCUGGGAUUCGGGAACAGCGAUGAAUCUUGGCCGCCCACGCAUGAUCAAUGCAAAGGAUUGUGAUGUUAUUCUGCCGAUUGAUCAACCAUUUCCAGAUGACCUUGCUCAUACGAUGCCAAUACCGCAGAGCCAGCACACGCCCUCGCCCCUCUCUUUACUUCUGUUUCGUUACAAAAUUGCUGGCAAGAUCCAUGAAAUUCGCGAGCACGGCUUAGACAAACAAGACGCCGACUAUGUCUUUGUGUGGACUUUUCAUGAUGAGCUCAACAACCUGCUAACCGAUUUGCCCUCGUAUCUGGAUCCGAACAACCCUGCAACACAUUUAGACUCUGAGUUCCCGUACCUUCGUUUGCACAGGGAAGAGGCCUCGAGUCAACUGAAUCUGGUCAUUAUGGAGCUGCAUCGACCCUUCAUCGCCAAGCAUCCGCAGAGUCGAAGUGCCGCUAUGAAAGCUGCAAUUGGUUCCAUCGAUAAUCAAAAGGUGUUGAUGGAACUUUCGGGCAGACACCACUACAGCUAUUUUGGUUUUGGAUUCUACACGACCAACGCAGCAAUGAUGCUUGCUGCGAUUGCUCUCAUCUACCCAGACGAGAACCACGUCAAGUUGAUCGAGUCUAAAGUGCAGCAAGCUCUGUCGAUUCUAGUCAAUAUACGAGACACCAACAUAGUCGCGCGAGCAUCAUUGCCUGUAGUACAGCGACUGUACGACAAAAUUCGAGGCUCACUUCACAAAGACUCGUCCAGCGCGACCAAUCUGAGUAACCCUGAAUCCGCACCGAGUCAAGAUGGUGGUAGUUUGCUCCCGAUAACUCCAUCUAUGUAUACGCUCCCUGUUGCACCUUUCGCCGCCGAGUUGAUGCCUGGAGAUGCAGAAGACUCAGAGCUCCAACAUUUCACGGACGUACCUGCUUGGACCGAGCUACAACAGGUCAAUGACUUUGAUGCUACGUUCUGGCUUGAUCAGCUCAGCAGAUUACCAGAUAACCUGCUACAGGAUGGUGCGCUCGGGCCAAACACGAUGUGGUAG